This is a messenger RNA of Penicillium salamii, 783 nucleotides long. The record is from the annotation of a GenBank genome assembly. NCBI's taxonomy places the organism in Eukaryota, Fungi, Ascomycota, Eurotiomycetes, Eurotiales, Aspergillaceae.
AUGUCUGGAAGCGCCUACGACAGACAUAUUACUAUCUUCUCCGAUCAAGGUCGAUUGUACCAAGUUGAAUAUGCCUUCAAGGCCAUCACCUCGGCCAACAUCACCUCCAUCGGUGUGAGGGGGAAAGACUGUGCUGUUGUGCUCUCGCAGAAGAAAGUCGCUGACAAAUUGAUCGACCCGUCCUCCGUUUCACAUGUUUUCCGGAUCUCGCCCUCCGUAGGAUGUGUGAUGACUGGCUCCAUAGCAGAUGCUCGGGCAUCCGUUGACCGUGCCCGUGGUGAGGCAGCUGAGUUCCGCUACAAGUUCGGAUAUGAGAUGCCUUGCGAUGUCCUGGCAAAGCGACUGGCAAAUAUCAAUCAGGUCUACACACAACGGGUACUCUUUGAAACUCUUCAGGCUUACAUGCGACCACUCGGUGUGGCGACAACCCUGAUUUCUGUCGAUGAUGAGAGCGGCCCACAACUCUACAAGUGCGACCCUGCUGGUUACUUCGUUGGCUACAAGGCCACAGCAUCCGGUCCCAAGCAGCAGGAGGCGCUGAACUACCUGGAGAAGAAGCUGAAGAACAAGGAUGCGGCCGCUGGCAGCUGGGAGGAAGUUGUGGAGCUGGGUAUCACAGCCCUGAGCAACGUCCUCAGUGUCGACUUCAAGAAGCACGAGAUCGAGAUCGGUGUCGUUGGAGGGCCGCGGGCCGAUGGCCAGGAGGGAACCACCACAGCGUUCCGUGCCCUGACGGAAGAGGAGAUCGAUGAACGGCUGCAGGCCAUAGCCGAGAAGGAUUAA